Messenger RNA from Rotaria socialis, 1793 nucleotides. NCBI's taxonomy places the organism in Eukaryota, Metazoa, Rotifera, Eurotatoria, Philodinida, Philodinidae. The record is from the annotation of a GenBank genome assembly.
AUCGAUUAUCGACGAUUGUAAAUGCAUCGAAAAUUAUUGUUCUCAAUGCAGGAUCAGUUGUUGAAGAAGGAAAUCAUGAAACAUUGAUGAAGGCGAAAGGAGUUUAUUAUGGUCUCGUCGAAGCACAAAAUAUUCAUCUGAAAAGCAAGGAUAAGGAUAAGGAAGAAAGUUAUGAAGAUGAUGAAGUAGUAGUCGAUAGUGAAAUGAAUUCCUGUGCGCAAUUCUUUGGUGAUCAAUCUGCACUUAACAAAUCAAUUGAAGAAAAUCAGAAAAGUCCAAAAAUUGGUCACGUUAACGAAUCUCUUGAGUAUUCUGGUCGUGCACCAUUUUUUACAGUACUUCGAAUGAAUAGUCCUGAAUGGUUUUAUAUUCUGCUGGCUUGCCUUGCUUGUAUUUGCAAUGGAGGUGCUCAACCAGCAUUCGGUGUAACUUUAAGUAAAGUGAUUGCAGUAUUCCAAGAAUGUGAUCCAAACAUACAGGAAAAGGGUGUUUUUAUUUAUGUUUUAUUUUUUAUCGGUAUCGCUUUGGUUACUCUAUUUACAAUGUUCCUACAGAGUUUUUUCUUUGCAAUUUCUGGUGAAUCUUUAACACAACGACUUCGUGCAAAAAUCUUUCGAACUCUAUUACAACAAGACAUUGCUUAUUUCGAUCAGGCAGAGAAUAAUACUGGAGCUCUAUGUACACGUCUAGCUACUGAAGCUUCCGAUGUUCAAGGAGCUACAGGUGUUCGUAUUGGAACGAUGUUACAAAAUAUAUCAAAUCUCGGAGUCGGCAUCGUUUUAGCAUUUAUUUAUGGAUGGUCACUGACUUUAAUUAUGUUAGCAUUUGUACCAUUUAUGAUUCUUGCUGGAUUUUUGCAAACAUACUUAUUAACGGGCAUUGCAGAUAAAGAUAAGAAAGUUUUAGAAGAAGCUGGAAAGAUUGCAGUCGAAAGUAUAUCAAAUAUUCGAACAGUAGCACAAUUAACAAAAGAACAAUAUUUUGGUGAUGAAUAUUGCAAAAAACUUGAUGUUUGUUUCAAAAAUAGUGUUAGACGCGCACAUGUGUUUGGUUUAUUAUUUGGUUUUACUGAUGCAAUAAUGUUCUUCGGAAUAGCAGCUUUGUUUUCUUUCGGGGCUUGGAGAGUUCAACAAGGAGCAAUGACUUUUGAAAAUGUUAUGCUUAUUCUUAACUGUAUCCUAUUCGGUGCAAUGUCUGUCGGUCAAACGGCAUCAAUGGCACCAGACUAUUCAAAAGCGAUUGCAUCCUCAAAAAACAUUUUGUCUUUAUUUCAACGAGUACCAACGAUUGAUAAUUCGUCGACUGUUGGAAAUGAAUUGACUACAUUUGAUGGACAAAUUGAUUUAAUUGAUUUGCAAUUUCAUUAUCCAAAUCGACCAGAAGUACAAGUUUUGAACAAAUUUAAUCUAACAAUAGAACCUAAUAAACAAACUGCUCUUGUUGGCUCGUCCGGUUGUGGCAAAAGUACCAUUAUUCAAUUACUUGAACACUUUUACGACCCAACAGAUGGGCGAAUCUUAGUUAAUCAAAACGAAUUACCAUCUUUAAAUCUUCAAUGGUGGAGAAGUCAAAUAGGUUUUGUUAGCCAAGAACCAGUUCUAUUCGAUGCAACAAUUAAAGAAAAUAUUGCUUAUGGCGAUACAGCAAGAGAAGUAUCAAUGGAAGAAAUUCAACAAGCAGCGAAAAAUGCUAAUAUUGAUGAUUUUAUUCAAAACCUACCAGAAAGAUACGAAACCAAUAUUGGUUCGAGAGGCACACAGUUAUCUGGUGGUCAAAAACAACGCAUUGGUUAG